ACCGCGCAAAUUCGGCCGCCAUCGAGCCAUGGCUCGAUGGACGACGGAUCGGCUGACGAGGCGCCCGAAGGCGGGCGGACGGACGGACGGACCGCUGUAACGCAACGGCAGACGAUGGGAGCGUUUAAGGGGACGGAGUGUGGCCGUAUUUGUGCUUCUGCGGAUUCUUGACACUCGAAGCGAGAGGCUGUGUGGUGCCAUCGCCGAGUGCGCGUGAAGAGUUCAUCCGAUCGAAUCGAGUUUAGUGCAGCAGCAGAGAUGGGGCUCGACUUCCAGAAUGGCGAGUACAAAUUUCUCUCGGGGUUGGGAUUGCAAGCACACAACGUUGGAUGCUACAUCGCCGGAGAGUGGAAAGCUAGCGGUCCGAUAGUGACGUCUGUGAACCCCUCCAAUAACAAGCCUAUCGCAACGGUUGCAGAAGCCAAUGUGGACGAUUAUGAAGAAGCUCUGACAGCAUGCGAUCUAGCCAAAAAGGAAUGGAUGCAGACAACCGCACCCAAAAGGGGAGAGAUCGUCAGGCAAAUCGGAGAUGUCUUACGAGCCAACUUAGAUGCCCUCGGGAGGCUCAUAUCCCUGGAAAUGGGAAAGAUAUUGGCCGAAGGAAUCGGAGAAGUCCAGGAAUUUAUCGACAUGUGUGACUUUGCUGUGGGCUUAAGCAGACAGAUUAACGGCUCUGUCAUUCCUUCAGAAAGGCCAAAUCAUAUUAUGCUAGAGAUGUGGAAUCCUCUUGGAAUUGUUGGCGUCAUUACAGCUUUCAACUUUCCAUGCGCUGUACUUGGCUGGAAUGCGUGUAUCGCCCUCAUUUGUGGGAGCUGUGUGGUAUGGAAAGGAGCCCCAAGUACACCUCUUAUCACAAUAGCCGUUACGAGACUCAUUGCACAAGUUUUGGAGAAGAAUGGACUUCCCGGAGCUAUCUUCACAGGCCUGUGCGGAGGAGCUGAAAUUGGGGAGAAAAUCUCACAUGAUCGGAGAAUCCAUCUUGUUUCAUUUACGGGUAGUUCGAAGGUAGGGCAGUUGGUGCAGGCAGCUGUUAAUGCUCGUUUUGGCAAGUGUCUGCUGGAGCUAAGUGGAAACAAUGCGAUAAUUGUGAUGGAUGACGCUGAUAUAUCAAUGGUUGUCCGUUCUGUUCUGUUUGCUUCCGUUGGCACAGCAGGCCAAAGAUGCACUACCUGCCGUCGUCUGUUCCUUCACGAAAGCGUUUACAAAGAAACUCUAGACAAGUUGUUGAAAGCAUACUCUCAGGUCAAAGCUGGUGAUCCACUUGUCGAAGGCACCCUACUUGGCCCGCUGCAUACAGCCGCAGGUGUCAUUGCUUACAAAGAAGGCAUUGAGAAAAUUAAAGAGCAGAAAGGUGUGAUUCUGACAGGUGGAAAAGUGAUGGAGAGGGAAGGCAAUUAUGUCCAACCCACGAUCGUGGAAAUAUCACAUGACGCUCCCAUUGUACAAGAGGAACUCUUUUGUCCUAUUUUAUACGUCAUUAAGUUCAAGACAUUUGAACAAGCCGUGGACAUGAACAAUUCUGUCCCUCAGGGACUUAGCAGCUCCAUUUUCACGAAAAAUCCGGAGCUUAUAUUUAGAUGGACUGGUCCUCUUGGUAGUGAUUGUGGUAUAGCAAAUGUUAACAUUCCUACCAAUGGUGCGGAGAUUGGGGGUGCAUUUGGUGGUGAAAAGGCCACCGGUGGUGGUCGAGAGGCUGGUAGUGACUCAUGGAAACAGUACAUGCGGAGAUCGACUUGUACUAUCAACUAUGGCCAGACAUUACCCCUUGCACAAGGAAUAAACUUCGGUAGCUAAAGUGAGAUUGAUCAUAUUGUUCGUGCCUUCUAGGUGUUAACAUGUACAGAUGAUGGAAGGAAUGUUGGAUGUUGCUCAAUAGCAGCAAGCAUUCCUUCUCAUUCGUUGUUACCUGCUGUUUAUAAUAUGUAUAAAACAGGUAGUUAAGUUUGUACAGUCCAUUAUGUUCUUGAAAGAACUCCUUGAAGAUCAGCAACGACCUCUUGCGUCUGCUGACAUAUGAUCACGUCUCAUCAGGCUGAUGCACGCCGAGUUACAUAAGCGUUUACGCUCACCACUUUACGGUUGUUGAGAUUUCUUCUCUUACGCAAGCAUUGUUAGUUCAGUCCAGAGCGUGCGCUGUUGCUGUAAGGGUUCAUAUCGAAUCCACUGCAAAUCGAAGUGAUACCCCCAUGUUUACAGCUUCUAUUCUUUCC
Messenger RNA from Marchantia polymorpha subsp. ruderalis, 2210 nucleotides. The record is from the annotation of a GenBank genome assembly. NCBI's taxonomy places the organism in Eukaryota, Viridiplantae, Streptophyta, Marchantiopsida, Marchantiales, Marchantiaceae.